CGCGUAUUUCGCGGCCGUCGGCCGAGCACCGGCGAGGAUGGCCGACGACGGCCGAGCAGGCGGCAGCCCGAGAGCGACCAACACUGCGUGCUUGUGUGUGCGCGCGCGCGUACGUGUGCAUCGGAGAGCGUACGUCGGUGUAUAGUGUACGCGAGAGAGUCGGUGCGCCUCUCGGCCGUGGGCACAAAUCGCGAGUAAAAUGGAAGCGGAAUUUCGCUGCGAGGUUGAGGUCGGCCGUUGAGAACAGUGAACAUGGGAAGGUCCAAGUUUCCCGGGAAGCCGCCGAAGACGGCCACCAGGAAACGGAUCAAGGUGCUCGGCCAGCCCGAGGUAGCGCAGAACGAUCCGGUAACCGUCGCCGAGAACAUCUACUACGGACUUUCCCUGUUCAACGAAACAUUCGGUGACAACGAGAAGGAACAUCCACCGUUCCAUGGAUUUAGCACUAAAGAAGCUAAUCUUUCUGCGUCUUAUAUAAAAACACAGCAACACAAUGCAGAGGAAAGCACCAAGAAAUUACCCUCAGCCACAGUCAGAAAUCUUGCACCACAGUCAAGCACGAAGAAGGAUACCACUGAUGCUAAAAAUUCUCCCUCAGACAUCAAGAACAGCACAGAGAAGCUUACCGAUGGAAAUUCACAACCGGUGGAAGACACUAAAGAUACAACUGUACCCUUGACUAACAAACAGUCUCCGAAUGUACACAAAGCUAAGAAUCGUAAAAAUUGCAAGAAUAUCAAAUUUUCCAAUUACUUGAAGAGUCCAGUGCUAAAGUCAGUGAACAACAUUUUGGAUCAGCAUCAACGAACUAGGCAGUUGCGUAACAGUACCGCAAAGAGAUUGCUGCAAAGGGCGAAAUCUAAUGGGAGUAAUGCGCGCAAUUUGGUGGUGCAACCUGGAGAGAAGGCCAGCACAGUGAGAAAGUUUGUUUUACCCGUUCGCAGCGUGCACUCGUCGAGGGUGAUAAAGCCGAAUAAAAGAUUCAUCGAGGAAUUGGAGGAAGUUUCUGGUACAGAGCACAGUGAAAACGAGAUCGGUGUACACGUGAAGAAGGUCAAGUUAAAUUCGGACAAACUCUGCAAUCAGGAAUCAAAAUUGAAGGGGGACGAGGCUAGCAAGUGUACAAAAGUGAAGGACAAAGAGACACGGAGCAAGCCAAAAAAAGUGGUUCAUAGUGUAGAUUCUAACGUCGAGGUUGCGACAGUCCAGCAAGUGAAAGGCACAGAGAAAUUAGCGAGUUCUGUACAAAACGCACAAAUAUCAAAAGUCACUCAUAGAGAAGUAAAGAAAUCUCAUAGUAUAUCGUGUAAGAAUAAAGUAUCAAACGACACACCCGACAAUUCCAGUAACAAUCAGGAGUGCUCGCCGAAUCCGAGCAGAGCGGCACAAAAUGCGAAAUCAACAGUUCCCAGAAAUCAGAAGCAGAUUUCUAUUCCUACAAAAGUUCUUCCCGAUUCCAAUGUUCCAAACUUCGAGUCUUCCAGGGUUCAGACGAGAUCAGGAACCCAAAGUGAGAUAGCGACCGAUGUGAGUAAUCAGGCGAGCUCCGAAGGUGGUGCAGGAUUACCGGAAGAUGGCUGUGCGAAAGCUGACGAUCAGCCUGAAAAUGGUAACAAGACUGUGGUUAGUACAUUGGACAAUUUCGAGACGGAGAGCAAUCUGUCCGAGAGCGAGAGCGAACACGGCAAUCAUACGGAAGAUGAGCAGUCCGAAUUCAGCGGGAUGAAACUGAACGGUGGAAAAGUUAUUCUGAGGAAAGCGAGAUUAAAGUUGGAUAAUAAGUGCUUAACCGGAACCGAAGGACCAUUUUCAACGACGAGCGCUAGUAAUAAUACCAUGGGAGGAAGUACUAAUCUAGGGUUAACAGGAACUAUAAAAUGCGGCGUUUGCGGCGCAGUCCGGUUUUAUCGAUUCGUCAAACAGGCGCGCAAGUUCGGCAUUCACAGUUGCGAGUCCUGCCGCAAGUUUAUAAGCAAGAUGAUCAAACGUCAAGCUUGCGCCAAAUCCUCCAACAAAGUUCUUCCCAUUCUCCAGUGUCAUAAAGGCGACGGUCUGUGCUUGGUUCCGCCUGUCGUGAGGAGUCAGCAAUGGAACCUCAUGAGAUGCGUUUACAAGGCCAGGUGUCCGGCCUGUUGGUUGAAGAUGUGCUUGAAAUGUUACAACAUUCCAUCUGCCCUGAGGACAGGUUUAAAUUCGUUGUUACCGCCGAUAAUGAGAGAUCCCUUGAGUAUCUCCUUGGCGCUCGGUCAAGAUGAAGACUGUCAAAAAUUGGGCUCGUCCAAACUCAGCUGGCCCGCGGAAGAUAGCUCCGAGAGGAAUCUGUUCAAGUCCGCCACGAGCUGGAAAAACUUCGAAAUAGGACAAAAGACGAGUUAUCAGGGUACCGGAGGUUUCCUCUAUACAAAGAUAGUCGACUCGUCAAUCAGCAUAUCGCCCAACAAGAAGCGGAGGAAAAACAAUAGGAUCAAAGUGAGAAAGAAAAUGAAAAGUCCCGCGCUCACCUCGUCCGUUGGAAAUCAACAGUGUCCGCAGCCUCUUCGACAGAGGCUCGAGUUGAAGGGGCCGAGGGUCAAGCACGUUUGCCGGAGCGCUAGCGUCGCUCUCGGCCAGCCUAUCGCCACCUUUCCCGCCGCAGACGCGAAAGAAGACAACGAACACGGCAAGAACAUUCCAAAGACGGCGAAGGAACUCGAAAAAGCGGAGAAGAAAGACGACGUCGUGAAGGAGAAAGAGACGCAGAAGCAGGCUGAAGAUGGCACUUUAAAUCCCAAUGUCAACGUGACGCAACAGUCUCACCCGAGGAGAGGAAAGCCGCAACAGAACGUGUCAACGUCGCAGCACUUUCCAGUAAUAUCCAAGGCAACCGCAGACACCCUGUACACAGUCUCCAUAGACUUCUGGGAGCAGUACGAUCCUUCGGAAGUCGGGACGAAGGGUUUCGCUCUUAUCGGCUCGGAGCUGUUUCACAUACCUGCCAUUUGUUUUCUGUGUGGAAGCGCCGGUAAAGAACCGUUGAUCCACUGUCAGUGCUGUUGCGAGCCAUACCACGCCUUCUGUUUGGAACCCAGUGAAUGGAACGCUUGCGCCCAGCCCAACUGGUGUUGUCCCCGGUGUACGAUAUGUCAAUCCUGCCAUCUCAGAUCCGGUCCGAAAUUGUCCUGCAUCCGUUGUCGUCAGUCGUUUCAUCAUUCGUGUUUGUCGAAGUCCGGCGUCAGCUCGAGACUGUACAGUCCCGAUCGGCCGUAUGUUUGUCAGAGCUGCAUUAAAUGUAAGAGCUGCGGUAGCGAAGGCGUCAACGUCCACGUGGGCAAUUUACCUCUGUGCUCCAUGUGCUUUAAGUUAAGGCAACAAGGAAACUAUUGUCCUUUGUGUCAGAGGUGUUACAACGAAAACGAUUUCGACACGAAGAUGAUGGAGUGUAGCGAGUGUUCCUGCUGGGUACACGCCCGUUGCGAAGGCCUCUCCGACGAGCGUUACCAGAUACUCAGCUACCUGCCCGACUCGAUCGAGUUCACGUGCAGUCAGUGCUCCUCCAACUCGAACUCCGUGUGGAGGAACGCUAUAGAGGCGGAACUGAAAGCGGGUUUGAUCGGUGUCAUCAAGGCCCUGAGUAAGAACCGCAAGGUGUGCACGGCUCUCAAGUGGAGUCCGCGGAAGGAGUGUCUCUGCAGACCGGUCUCGAGCGUGAGGAAACUCGAGUUCCCCGAGGACAAGAGCGAGACGAGCUGCACGAGAGGGGAGAACGAGGAUCCAGAGGAGUCGAACGGCGACAAGUCCGCCGAUACCGACACUAGCUCGGGUAGCUGCAAAGACGGUAUUGGUAAACUCGACUCGGAGGAACAGUCGACGGACGGUCCUGUGAGGAAAGGCCUGCGACGGCUGCGGCAGAAGUUCCAUCUGAGAGAGUGCUCGGUCCGGGUGAAGAACUGUAUCCCGAAGGACUCGCAGGAGAACAACGAGAGAAGGGACUGGACGAGUCAGGAGUCGUUGACUGCGUUGGGCGACGCGACAGAGUGCCACUGUUCGGAACAGCAGAUUAUCGCGAGGCCUUCGCCCACGUUGAUGUCCGUGAAGCGCAAGGUGAACGGCAACGAGUACAAGUCGCUGUCGCAGUUCCACUGUGACAUGGAGCACGUGAUCAGUCGCGCCGGCGCCAAGGGUCUAACGGAGACCUACCACGACAUCCUGCAAGAGGUCUUUCCCUGGUUCACUCCGAAGAACUUCAAGAGCAGCGACGACGAGCUCGACGUGCCAUCGUCCGUGAAGAACUCGAGCAAGGACACCGCUUCGACGACCAAAUUCGACGACCCCAUCCUGGAGGCGUGGAAGGAGGAGCUGAUGAAGGCGCCGAAGGCGAUCGCCGCGAAAACGGCGAAUCUCUACAACAUCCACGUCGAGGACAGCAGAUCGUGUUGCUUGUGCAAAGGCUUGGGCGACGGCCAGGAGACGAAGGAGGGCAGGCUGCUGUACUGCGGACAGAACGAGUGGGUGCAUGCGAAUUGCGCGUUGUGGUCCAACGAGGUGUUCGAGGAGAUCGACGGGUCGCUGCAGAACGUUCAUAGUGCCAUCUCGCGCGGCCGGCUGAUCCGCUGCACCGAAUGCGGCAAGAAGGGCGCGAGCGUCGGCUGCUGCGCCAAAAACUGCAGCAAUACCUUUCACUUUCCGUGCGCGAGAAACAUCGGGCUCGACUUCAACGACGACAAGACGGUGUUUUGCGCGGUGCACGCCAACCAUUACGGGCACAAGCCGCUGCAGAGCGAGAACGAGUUCAGCCUGAAGCGGUCGGUCUACGUGGAACUGGACCGUAAGAAGAAGAAGCAUGCGGAGCCGAACAAGGUGAAGGUGAUGAUAGGCUCGCUGAUGGUCGACUGCUUGGGCGGGAUCGUGCCUGAAUUCUCCGACACGGCCGAGAGGAUAAUACCGUGCGACUACAAGUGCUCCAGGCUCUACUGGUCGACGGUGAACCCUUACAAGAUCGUGCGCUAUUACAUCAGAACGUACGUGCAGGUACACAUGCCGGACGUCUCGUCCGACAUGGAGAACAACAUCACCAUCGACCAUACGAAGGAGCAAGCGAAGGAGGAGACGGCGCCGACGGACGCGCAGAAGGUCGAGUUUCUGGCGGUGAAGCAGACUCUGGAUACGCUGAUCGACAUCGUGUGCAAUAAAGAGGUCGACGAGAAUCUGGCGGAGCAGAAUAACACGGACAUCCUGCCGCCGGAGCUGAAGGAGGCCAUAUUCGAGGAUCUGCCGCACGACCUGUUGGACGGCAUCUCCAUGCAGGACAUCUUCCCGAAAAUGUCGUACGAGGAUUUUUUAGCCAUGGACUUGAAGAACGACGGCUCCUUCACCGCGGACCUCUUCAAGGACGACAUGUUGCCGUCGGAGGUUGAGGAGACGAUCAAACCGCCGGACAGCAAGAUCUCGAAGAUGGACUCGUCCUUGCUGGAACUCGGCACGCACAACGACCUGUGGGUGCGGCUGGAGGCGAAGACCGCGAUGCAGGAUCUCAUGGAUGACUUGUUCAAUUCGAAGAGCCAAAAGCGCGGCGGCAGGGAGCUCAAGCGCUCCAAGUCCGAGGUAAUGUCGAACAAUCCGCUGAUCGUCGGCGGCCACCAGCGUCACCACCAGCGCUCCUGCAGCCUUACCUGGAGCUGCAAGCUGGACAACACCUACGGCGCCGGCAUCAAGAGACGGAAGCUACCGCGCAAUCCCUCCAGUACCAAGUCCAACGAGGCCGGCCUGAUCGUUCUGGACGCGCAGAACGAGCGCACGUCCAUGUUCCACGAGCUGAGGAUCCCGGAGAGCAUCAUGGUCACCGUAGGCAGAGGAAGCACUCCCAACAUACUCUCGGAUUCGAUGCGCGAGCUCAAGUACUGCAUCGAGGACCCGGGCGCGCUGAAUCGCCGCAUGUUGCCAGCUCGCGACGAAACGAAGGAGCACAAGAGGCUGUUCUGGCACCCGAGGCAGCAGCAGCCGCGCAUCUUGCAGGUGGACGGUCCGGCGGACGCGAACAGCGCGAGCGAAUGCAGCUCGCCGGAGUACAACGCCGAGGAGAAGAGCGCGGCGGGCCUGCACGCGUCCGAGGAGUCGCUGUCGAUCCCGCAAUUGGACGGUAUCAACGACGAGCACUCGUCCGACGCGAGCGAGCUGGUCGCGAACGAGAAAGACCUCUACCUGCUGCAGCAGCGCUCCUGCAACUUGUUGCAGCAGAAACGCUACUUCAGCUUCGUCAGGUCGCACAUGUCCAACAACGGUAACAUCGGCAACAAGCCGCCGAAGGCGAAGAGCAACGGCAGUCUCGUGAUGAACGCGUCCGCGAGAUACGCUCCGCACAAGGUAGCGAGCCCGUUGAAGGAGAAGAGCCUCCUGAAGCUGAACCUGCCGCAGAUCCCGCAACUGGACGGCGCCGACGACAUCUCGAGCGACGACGAGUGCGGCGGUGGUGGCGGUGGCGGCGGCGGCGGCAGCGGCGGCGUCGGCGUCGGCGUCUCGAUGCAGCAGCAGCAGCACUCGUUGUCGGUGACGCGCGACAAUAAUCGGCUGACGCGGCCGCACGAGUCUUACGAGUCGUCGCCGUUCGAGCAGCACAUCGACCGGCCGGUCACCUGCAAGCGAUGCUGCUGCACAUACCGCACGCAGGACAGCUACAACCGGCACCUGGCCAACUGCGACAUCAUGAUCACCAGCGACAGCGACUCCGAGACCAUGGACAACAAGCUGGCGUCGUCGCCGGACUCGAGGUUCUCGCCGAGCAACGGCUCGGUCGGCUCGCCGCCGCAGUUCAUCACGCUCUCGCCAUCGCAGGGCCACGCCCUGUCGACCGACUACACGGAGAUCCAAGUGACCUCGCCGAUCGAAGCGUCCGUGGCAUCGCCGCACCCGAGCAUCCAGAUCGAGCCGAUCGCCCAGGCGAUCAUCACUCCGCAGAUCCAUGCUCACGCCACGCACGUGGAGACCGUUCACCAGACAGUAUUAGCGUCCAACGACGUGAUCGUGCAGACGCAGUACACGCGCAGGACCACCACCCUGCCGAACCCAGCAGUAUUACCGCAGGAGAGCACGGUGCAGAUCACGGAGAUCACGGAUCUGCCAUCCGUCUCCAGCGACUCGGUCGCCGCGCCGGUGCACAACAAUAUGGUGAACACGCCGAUGAGCUCGCCGGACAGCACGAGCUCGCAAACCGUCCCUACGCCGGAGAUGUCGCCCACAUUCUCGUCCAUGGGGGUGCAGACCGCGCAUGAGUCGUCUCCGUUGACGUCCUUGUCGUCUUCGUCUUCGUCUUCGUCCUUGUCCUCCUCCUCCUCUUCUUCCUCCUCCUCCUCCUCUUCCUCUUCCUCUUCCUCCUCCUCCUCUUCCUCCUCCUCCUCCUCCUCCUCCCCAUCGUUAUCGUCAUCGUCGUCGUCGUUAUUGCAGGUGAACCGCGCUCCCUCCAAAACCAAGAGUCCCCGGGCGGCCAAGCCUCGUGCCAAGAGCGUGAAGCCGCAUGUGGUGAAGAACGUGGUGCAGCCGCACAACAAUGCCGCCCACGCGAGGUAUCAGCCGGUGCAGAGCGGCGCGCCGGUGAUCCAGUUGGCGCAGCAGACCCAGCGACCAACCGUGAUCCUCCAGCAGGUGGCGUCGCCCGGCAUCGUGUCGGCGUACGUGGAAACGCUGCAACAGCAGUCUGGUCAGAAUGUGCAGUAUAUCACGACGAUUGGCGGCCAGCACGAGUCCGGCUUUAAGCCUCAGUUCAUCGCCACCAAUCAUCUGGUGCCCGGCACUUACAUACAGACGCCGUCCGACAACCUGCUGGCGCUGCAGAACGGCAGCGGCAUCUCGAUACUGCCGAGCGUGCAAAUUGCGCAGACGCAGCCGACGACAGUGCUGGGCACCAUCAUUCAGCAGCAACCGGGCGCGGCGAUCCAGUGCGGCGUCAUAUCGUCGGAGCAGUUGCUACUGAGCUCCGCCCCCACUCUGGAGAUGUUCACCGACCCGACCGGCGGCAUGUUCGUGUCGAACCAGCCCAUGUACUACGGCCUGGAGACGAUCGUUAGCAACACCGUCAUGUCGUCCAGCCAGUUCAUGGCUGGAGCGGUGCCGCAGGUGUUGGCCAGCAGCUACCAGACCACCACGCAGGUGUUCCAAGCGUCCAAGCUGAUGGAGCCGAUCGUGGACGUGCAGGCUGUGUCAGGAAUGCCAACUGUCACGGCGGUGCAGGCUGUACAGAACGUGCCGGGUGUGCCGGCGAACGUGCCGAGUGUACAGAGCGUGCCAGGCGUACCUGCCAAUAUCGCCGGGGUGCCUACGAACGUGGCGAGUAUGCAAGGCGUGAGCAGCGUGCCCAAUGUACCUGCGGUGCCUAGCGGUUACGUGGUGGUGAACCAACCGGCCCCGCCGCCGCCACCACCACCUCCGCCAGCACCGACGGCGGCGGCAGUAGCGGCGGUAGCCACGCCGGUACCAACGCCGUUAGCGGCGACGACACCGACGAUAUCGGCGGCAGUGUCGAUACCAGCAUCAGCCACGGCAUCGGUACCGAUGUCGAUACCGCCGAUACAUCCGCCACCGGCGCCAGUGGCAGCAGUACCGCUACCAGCACCACCAGCACCCCCACCAGUGCCGCCGGCAGCGUCGUUGGUGCCGAUGGAACCGAUUGCGACAGCUCCGCAGAUCAACAUCUCCGCAACCGGUGGUGAACAACAAGCGACCUUUGGCUCCAUCGCGUGCAACGUCGUGUCGCCAGCGGCGGCUCCUUGUCAGAAUGUCGUGGCGAAGUCGGUGAUGUCGAUCCAAGUGGCAGACGUGUGCUCCUCCGAUAUGCACAACGGCGCGGCGAUCACGGCGGCGGUCGCGAGGGCGUCGACGUCGCCGAAGCUGCCGCCGCAUGUGAUGCCGCCGACGAUCCCUCGUGUGGCCGUGCGACCCAGUCCGGUCGCGCACUCGAUCACGCAGCAGAUGAAUCAUGGGCCUUGGAAGAUCACCGAACCGUUGUUUGGCGCGGAGCAACCGAUGAGCAACAGCGUGCGGCCGUACUUCGACUCAAAGCACGUGUCGGAGAAUACCAGCAUGAUCAAGUCCAGCAUCUUGUCGUCCAAGAUACCGCCCUUGCCGAAUCAUUGUAUCGCCCAGAGGAGCCUGGUCAUCAACAGUAAGCCACAUCAUGACAUGAACCAUAGCGUAUCCAAGAGCUCGGCCACUUCCAACUGCAACAGCACGAACAACAUCAACGUCAGCAGUCAUCCGGUGAUCGUGAGCAAUUCCAACGCGCAGAACAAGAUAUCGAUGCCGACGAGCAACAGCAUGCCCACCAGUCGGCCGAUGAACAGGGUACUGCCGAUGCAGGCGGUCACGCCCAAGCAGGAUCCGGCGAAGGCUGUGCAGAAGGACGACAUCGCGAUGAUCGAGGAACCCACGAAGCCGGUGAUCAAGCCGGCCGAGCCGGAGAUUGCGGAGCCGAAGAAGAAGGAGAAGGAGAUUGAAGAGAUUGCCGAAGAGGUGAUGAAACCUGAACCUGUGCUCAACAAUAACAACAAUAACAACAGCAGCAACAAUAACAACAAUAACAUCAGCGACGGCAUCAAGCUAAACACGGAGACCAUAGAGAAGGUGAAAGAGAAUCUCAAGCUGGAGCUCGACAAGGAGAAACUGCAGAACACAUCGUUGAAGAUAGUGCUGCAGAAGCAGCUGCAGGACGGCUCGUACAAGAUCACGCGCAACAUGAAGGCCGUGACGCAGAAUAAGAAGACGCCGCAGGUGACCUCCGUGGAGAUACUGCCGUCGAAGCAGGUGCCGCAGAUCGCGUCGUUGCAACUGUUGCCGAUCAAAACGUUCACGCUCAAGGCGAACAAAAUCGAGGACAAGGUGAAGCCGGCGAUGGACGCCAAGGCGUCCAUGAACAUGCUGAAGGCGAAGGCGCCGCCGGUUGCCGUGAAGAAGCCCAGGAUCUUGGCCAAGUCCAUCAGACCGGUGCGAAGUAAUCCGCAGCAGCAGAUGCAGAAGAACUGCUCGAGGGGGCCGACGCUGAUGUAUGAGAUAAAAUCUCAGGACGGCUUCACUCACACCGCCUCGUCCAUGGCCGAGGUCUGGGAGACGGUGUUCCAGGCGGUGCAGAACGCCCGCAAAGCGCACAAUCUGCCACCGCUGCCUCACAAUCCGCUGCUGGAGGGCCUCGGCCUGGAGAACAACGCGACCGUUUAUCUGGUCGAGCAACUGCCGAGCGUGAACCGAUGCACCAAGUACAAACCCAAGUUUCACACGCCGACGCCGCCGAGACCCGGCGAGAUGGAGAACGAGCUGCCGGCGGCUUGCGACAACGGAGCGGUGCGGGCGGAACCGUUCAAAAACAGGAAGGUGCACGACAUGUUUAGUUGGCUGGCGUCGCGGCACAGGCAACAGCCCAAGAUGAUAGCCAUAUCCGAAGCGGAGUCCAGGCGAGUUGCCAGCACCAAUUUGCCCAUGGCGAUGCGCUUCAGAAUACUUAAGGAAACAUCGAAAGAAUCUGUCGGUGUGUACCACUCUCACAUACACGGUCGAGGUCUGUUUUGCCUGCGUGAUAUCGAGGCUGGUGAAAUGGUCAUUGAAUAUGCUGGCGAGGUUAUUCGAUCGUCUCUGACCGACAAGAGAGAAAAGUACUACGACAGCAAGAACAUUGGCUGUUACAUGUUUAAGAUCGACGAUCAUCUUGUUGUCGACGCCACUAUGAAAGGGAAUGCAGCUAGAUUUAUCAAUCACUCGUGCGAGCCAAACUGUUACUCGCGAGUGGUGGACAUUCUUGGUAAGAAACACAUAUUGAUUUUCGCUCUCCGCCGUAUCACUCAAGGGGAGGAAUUAACGUACGACUACAAAUUCCCGUUCGAGGACAUCAAGAUCCCGUGUACUUGCGGUUCCCGCAGAUGUCGCAAAUACCUCAAUUGAGACUGCGUAUAUACAGCUUAUCCUAAGCAGCCGAUCGACGACACAGAGAUAAAAUAUGUGCUAUAAUUGCGCGCGCGCUUUCGAAUAGGAUUCGUUUUAUUGAACGUUAUUCAUUUACUCAUCAUCAAACUAUUUUCAGAGAUUGCAGCUUUUUAUUACUAUAAAAGAGCAUAGAUUAUACAUUUUAAAUAUUAGAAGGCCAGAGUGUAUAGUACGCGAAGCACGGCGCGGUCGCGACGAUGUUACUUUAGACAGCUACGUUCGUGUAGUUGAUUUAAUAGGUAAAGCAGGAGGAAGAGCAAGAGUGGCGAAAUGGGAAAAGGGCGGAGAGGGGGAAGGUAUACCUGCACGUGUAUGGCACGUAUACCUUAUAGCAAUAAACGAUUCGAGCAUGUCCCGCUUUCGUACCCGGCGAGUCGUGCGUGUACUAACGCGCUUUGAGACUUUUGAAAGUGUUACUUUAUUCACGCCUGUGCUUUCUCGCACGACUUUUAGACUCUACCUAUUAUCUACUAUUGAGGCUUAAGAGAGUGUACAAGUUAUCUUACACUUUACACUAAAUACGACGGCUCAUCGGUUCGUAUGAUUUUGAUCAUCCAUGUUACAUGACGUCGACAGAGGUUUGUCGAGGGUUCGAUCGAAUUUGAGAAACUCUUCCCCCUAUACGUGGCGAACGUGUUGGAACAGAUUAAAAAAGAAAGAAAGAAAGAAAGAAAGAAUGAAGGAAAAAAUAAAUGGAAGCUGUCUCUCAUGCGAAGGGCGCGUCGAGGAAAACAGCGGAUUUUCGAUGUUCAUGACUGAUCGUGGGAGAUCGGUUGCGUUUCUCUCGAGUGUCACGGGAAAAAAAAGAAGAAAUGACGUGUGAGCGCAUUGUACAAAUGUCGAGCGAACGAGAAUCUAAUGCGCGAUAUAAUUGUAUAUUUAAACGAGAUUCGUGUAAAUUUUUAAAUUUAGUGUACAGUGUAUGACUAACUUCGUGACAUUUCACGUCUGCUGUGUAGGGCCAGAUUUCAAAUGUUUUUGUAAAAUAUGUAAUUGUUAGACUAGAUAUAUCGUCUUUGAUGUAAGUACAGCAAACUCGUUUUAACUUAAGUUAGGAAUGUAGGCAUUAAGGAGAGAGAGAUAGAGAAUGGCAAGGGAGAACAGUCUCCUAUAGCAGGACAUUGUUCGAAGGUGUACCUACUUUGGCAGACAUUGAUACGGUUUUUGUCUCAUUAAUUGUCGAGCAACCGCGAUGUGAGAGGAUUAUCCGGACUCUCCUCGUCCGAAAGAAAAAAAAAAAAAAUU
This is a messenger RNA of Harpegnathos saltator (Jerdon's jumping ant), 12183 nucleotides long. RefSeq names its product histone lysine N-methyltransferase trithorax (gene trx). The transcript is spliced from 11 exons. Gene Ontology annotation, biological process: positive regulation of DNA-templated transcription. Lineage: Eukaryota; Metazoa; Arthropoda; Insecta; Hymenoptera; Formicidae. The coding region runs from base 253 to 10896 and encodes 3547 amino acids. The record is from RefSeq and is a predicted model, not a curated record. Gene Ontology annotation, molecular function: zinc ion binding; DNA-binding transcription factor activity; sequence-specific DNA binding. Gene Ontology annotation, cellular component: histone methyltransferase complex; nucleus.